Messenger RNA from Symbiodinium natans, 861 nucleotides. The record is from the annotation of a GenBank genome assembly. NCBI's taxonomy places the organism in Eukaryota, Dinophyceae, Suessiales, Symbiodiniaceae.
AUGCUCUUGGUGCAUCUACCGCGAAUAAACACUAGCACUAUAGAUAGCGUGCGCAUCAUGGCGAUGAUGCAGCCGCCCAUGAUGCAAGAGCCGCGUGAAGCACUCUUCGUGACGGGCCUUCCGAAGGACUGCAGCAACGAAUAUUGCCGGUCAGUCUUCGGCCAGUACGGCACGGUGAAGGAGGUCAACGUGUUACCAGUCCUAGCAGGAAAAGAAACCGCAGCAGCCAUUGUCACUAUGGCAACAGUGGACGAUGCGAAGUGGAUCGUGGAGAAUGUCAACGGCAACGUCCCGCAAAGCCUUGUGUCGCCUGUGACCGUGCAGUUUGCAACACCCAAAUCCAGCGGCAAGGGUGCAGCAAUCAAGGGAAUGAAAGGGAUGCAAGGGAUGCCAGGGAUGCAAGGGAUGCCAGGGAUUCCAGGGAUGCCAGGGAUGCCAGAGCUGCAGGGCAAGGGUGGUAUGAUGGAUGUCUUGAUGGCAUUGGCCAACACACUUGCAGGCGGCUAUGGCGGGAGUGGCGCUGGUCUGAACGGCUGCGCUGGAGGAGUUGGUGAUGCUGGCGCCCUGAGUGGCUGCGGCUGUGGUGGGAAGGGUGGCGGGUACAAUCCUGCCAGCUACAAGACCCGAAUGUGCAAAUUCAUCGAGCUGGGUCUUGGGUGCCGAAAAGGAGAGCAGUGCACCUAUGCGCAUGGGGCGUGGGAGCUGGCAGGCAGUGGCGCUGGCAAGGGGCCCGCCAGCGGGUUGAUGCCACGCUCCAAAGGUCCCAAGACGCGCAUGUGCCCCUACUACAUGCAAGGCAAGUGCACAUUUGGGGAAGCCUGCAAUUUCGCUCAUGCAGAGAGUGAGCUGUUCCAGCAAUGA